Molecule: messenger RNA, 2017 nt
Organism: Mizuhopecten yessoensis (Yesso scallop)
Lineage: Eukaryota; Metazoa; Mollusca; Bivalvia; Pectinida; Pectinidae
Product: glycoprotein 3-alpha-L-fucosyltransferase A-like
Exons: 3
Coding region: 260-1318 (352 amino acids)
Cellular component (GO): membrane
Molecular function (GO): alpha-(1->3)-fucosyltransferase activity
Source: RefSeq, a predicted model, not a curated record
CAUGUCGUCUGCCACCUUAUCAUCACUGUCGUGUACUAAAGUGACAACCUACCUUCUGUGAUGAUCUCGCCUCGCCAUCUUGAAAAGAUCCACCCGUAACGGGUACACGACAGUGCUCAUGUUUUGAUGUCAGGUAUUAUUUAGCGGUUCACCAAGUAUCUAGCAGAUAUCACACGUAGGUGUGUGCACAGUCGUCGGGUACAAGUACAAGAUAAAUUUACAGAGACACUCGGACACUGGCGUAUUGCAGCAACCGGUUAUGUUAAUCGAUAUCCACAACACAUCUCAUUGGGUAAAUAAGACGUCUAAGACUGUGUUGAUAUGGACCGGAUUCUUUUCUGACGAAACCUGGGUGGAUUCAUUUAAGAACGCGUUUAAACUAUGUAAAUUUAAGUGUAUUGCUACAGCAGAUAAAUCGCAAAUAAAAUCUGCAGAUGCAGUUGUAUUUCAUCUCCGUGAUAUAAAUAGUACAAUUCCCGACUAUAGGGAUGAAAGUCAGGUGUGGAUAGUUAUCAAUGCCGAGGCACCUCCCAAUGUGUUCAGAUAUUCUGUAAGUAGAGAUCUGAGACGGGUGAACAACAUGUUUAACUGGACACUUACAUAUAGACGUGAUUCAACGAUACAUGCUUUCUACGGUCGAUUUGGGCCUCUAUCAAAAGAGGAACAACUCGAAUAUACUCCAAUCAAUUAUGCAGCGACGAAAUCCAAAAUGGCAGCAUCGAUCGUUAGUGAUUGCCUCGACAAUGCAAACCGAAACAGAAUACUUCAGAAACUAGCCCGCUAUAUCAACCUUCAUCAAUACGGGGGUUGUGGAACUCUAUCCUGCCCACGAACAAGUGAAAGCAUAUGUACGUCAAGCCAAUAUCGAUUUAGGAUUGCAUUCGAGAACUCAAACUGCAGGGAUUACAUCACCGAGAAGUUUUGGAACUCAUUAAAGGACAACGUUAUUCCUGUUGUGAACUGGCCAUGGCUUGAGGAAACAGCGAUGAAAGAACUUGUACCGCCGAAAUCUUUCAUCAAUUUACAUGACUUUGAAACCGUCGCAGAUCUAGGUAAAUAUUUAAACUAUCUCACUCACAAUGAUGCAGAAUUCAACAGUUACUUUGAAUGGAAGAAACAGUAUCGACUGCUUAUGAGUGUACCGUUCUCCAGCAUCGACUUAUGCACUAAACUGCAUCAGCCACAGAAGGAUCAGGAAAUAACAGACUUGCACAGAUGGUUACAAAAUGAUACGAGUACAUGUAAGCCCAUUUCGGGUUUCAGUUCGCUCCUUAUACGUUUAGAACGCUUCCUUUCCGGCAAGGGAUGGCCAUGGUGACAAGACAAACAAUCCGAGCAAAAUUGGUGUUAUCAAUCAAUAUCCAGGAUUAAUGUGUGUCUCACUACUUUUAUUGUGAAAAAAGCAACAUGGCUGCCCAGUUGUUUGCUGAUUACAGUUCCGGAUUAAUAGGUAUAAGUACUUGUAUUUAAUGCCUUGUUCUAUCCAAUAGUACCUGUAUUGUCAUCUUCCAAACAGAUGUGAAAAUAUAAGAACUAUUGGUGAUUAGUUCGAUUUAGUUAAAUAAUAUGACAAAACCCAAUAUAACAUUGUCUGUUAUUGGACUUCCUCGUUCAUUGAAGUAUUUACACCGAAAGGAAAGACCAAUGCCGACUUUCGUACGUUUACAAAAAAUAAAUAAAAAAAUAAGUGUUUCAGAUGAAAGAAGAUUUUUUAUUGCAAACACAGUUUCAAGGAUCCCUGCUCCAGUAACAAAACCUGAUACUGCGCUUUGGAUUUAUUCCCCGGAAUAUCUAUAGCUUUCUUUUUUAAUCAAUUCCGAAAAGAAAUCCAUACCUCGCGGGACGUUUAUGAACAACUUAAGGGUGAAAUAAACAAAAUGUUUCAACAACAUUGUUCUGAACAACCUUCCGGAUUUGACCUUGAUUUGAACCUUCGACUUCAGAGUAUAGACCAACGGAGCUUAGUUGUUGAUGUUAAACCGAAAGGAACCAAAAAAUCUCCGCUCUCACACCUGUA